This is a messenger RNA of Podarcis raffonei (Aeolian wall lizard), 1882 nucleotides long. RefSeq names its product THUMP domain containing 2 (gene THUMPD2). The record is from RefSeq and is a predicted model, not a curated record. Gene Ontology annotation, molecular function: RNA binding; tRNA (guanine) methyltransferase activity. Gene Ontology annotation, biological process: tRNA methylation. NCBI's taxonomy places the organism in Eukaryota, Metazoa, Chordata, Lepidosauria, Squamata, Lacertidae. Bases 130 to 1677 code for a protein of 515 amino acids. The transcript has 10 exons.
CCCCUUCCCCCAAAAAGCGAAGCGGCGCGGCAAAGGAGAGCCCCGGCGGCCUUCCUCGCCUCUGGCCUGUAGGAGGCAAACGGCUCCCGGCGCCUGGGCGGAAGAAGGCGGGCUCUCGGCGGGGCCGCGAUGGCUGACGAGGGCGGGCAGCCUCCGCCGAAAGGGCCCUGCUGCCGCGCCGGCCUCCCCGCGAGAUAUUUCUGCACGGCGGGCCGCGGGAUGGAGCCUUUCCUGCUGAGGGAGGUGCGGACUCGGCUGGACGCCGCGCAGGUGGAAUAUGUAUCAGGAAAAGUCUUCUUCACCACCAGCGCAGAGCUGAGUAUGCUGAAGGAGCUGAAGUCUGCGGAGCGGUUGUUUUUGCUGCUGAAUAAAUAUCCUCCACUUUCCAUCUCUAGAAAUAAAGGCAGAGUAAUUCAUGACAUUCAAAAACUUGUAAAUGAGACUCCCAGGCAUUGGCUGGAUAUGGUUACUCUUUGGAGAAGUCUUCAUUGCCAGGAGGUGAAAGAAGAAAACAGGUGUGAGGAACGUCCAGACUCCCAGAAACGGAAGCUGGAAGAGGAGGGCAGCAUCCAAAAUAAAAAACAGAAGAGAGAACUAAUAUCGGAGACAGUUUCUGGUGAAACUCAAAUAGAAAACCAACAAAGCUGUAACACCUCCGAGGUUCAUAACAGCAACAGCUUGUCUUUGGGCAGAUUAUUUUUGGAAAAGACUCCUGAACUUAUUCAAGAGGAAUCUGGCGAGAGCAGCAGUUCCUUCAGCUUCAGAGUUUCCUGCCGCUGUAGUGGAGCCCUUGCAAAAAUAUUUACUGCUCAGGAGAUGGGGAGGAUAAUUGGAACUGCUCUUAUGAAGAACUUUGGAUGGAAAGCAGAUUUGAGAAAUCCUGACAUAGAGAUCUUUGUGCAUCUAAAUGACAUUUACUCUGUGAUUGGGAUUCCUGUUUUCAGACUUCCCUUGGCAAGCAGAUCAUAUAUCAAAACAGCUGGGUUGCGAUCUACCGUUGCUUGGGCUAUGGCAUCCCUUGCUGAAAUCAAGCCUGGUGCAUUUGUACUGGAUCCUACAUGUGGGCUAGGAACAAUACUCCUAGAAGCAGCGACCGAAUGGCCUAAUGUACAUUAUUUAGGGACUGACAUAAGUGAUUCACAAUUAGAAGGAGCCUACACUAAUAUUAAAGCUGCAGGCCUAGUGGAUAAAAUCAGGUUACUGAAAGCUUCUGUGACAGCGUUGCCAUUUCAGUCGGAAAGCAUUGAUGUUGUUCUUGCGGACAUCCCCUUUGGAAAGAAGUUCAAAAUAACAAAAGACAUGACCUUACUGCCGGACGUUUUUCAAGAAAUUGAGAGGGUACUUUGUGGUGGAGGGAUUGUUGUGCUGCUACUUAGUCAAGAGCUCUACAAGCGCCUCUCUGGUGACAUUGCCAGCAGUCUAGGUACUGAGAACUGCACCCCUGCAAGUCCUUGCAAACAAAGUGCCAUGAUGUUAGUCAGCAACACCAAAGGAAACAGCAUUGUCCCCACAACUGUUCCCCUAUCAACUCAAGAGGCAGAGAGAGAAGACACCAGCGAUAAAAGGAUGACUUUUGGCUCACUGGUGCUGGUGGAAUCCUUGGAAGUUAGCCUUGGCAAAACAGAUGCAUUCAUAUGCAAGUAUAAGAAGGUAACAGGAGGUUUUGCAAGAAGUUAGCAGCAUUCAGCAAAUGUGCAUGAAGCAGUUUGGAGCUUCUGCUUUGAACCAUAUGGAUCUGGAGCCGCUGAGUUUUGGUGAGCCCAGAGCUCAGCCAUCAGAAUUGCCUUAGCUUCCAUACCUCCAGUGGGCCCCAAAGGUAUGUAGCAAGGGUCUCUAAAUGAGAAGGCCUUUGGCCAAAUCUAGGCCUUUAAGGGAUGCUUAA